This is a messenger RNA of Eruca vesicaria subsp. sativa (arugula), 948 nucleotides long. NCBI's taxonomy places the organism in Eukaryota, Viridiplantae, Streptophyta, Magnoliopsida, Brassicales, Brassicaceae. The record is from the annotation of a GenBank genome assembly.
UUGCCGAUGAAAAAGCGAGAAGACAAACGAAAGAAAUAUUUUUAGGAAGAAGAAGAAGAAAAGAGAACCUGAGGAUUUGAACGGUAGACGUAACACACACCAUCAAAGAGAAGAGAUUUUUUUUUUCCACCUCAUAUGGAUUCAUGUCGUCUCUGUAUGUUAGUCUUGUAGCAAAGCUAUUCUCGUGAUUGAUUUGAAAGCCCUAAUGAGAUUCAUCGAUCAUCGUCUAAUGGAGGAAUCAUCAGCUGAUACGUCUUCCUCUUCCUCUUCCCAUUAUUUCUCUAUUUUCACGAAUUAUCCUCUGAUCUCCGCCGUGUUAGCUUUCACCAUCGCACAAGUCAUCAAGUUCUUUACCACCUGGUAUAAGGAAAAUAGAUGGGAUUUGAAACGGCUUGUUGGUUCAGGAGGAAUGCCUUCUUCACAUUCAGCAACAGUUACGGCUCUUGCCAUGGCUGUUGGUUUACAAGAAGGCUUUGGAGGAUCUCACUUCGCUAUAGCUUUGAUCCUCUCAUCCAUUGUGAUGUAUGAUGCAACUGGUGUGAGAUUACAUGCUGGACGCCAAGCUGAGGUACUCAAUCAGAUUGUGUAUGAACUUCCCGCAGAGCAUCCCCUUGCUGAAAGUUUACCGCUGCGUGAACUUCUUGGUCAUACUCCUCCACAGGUUGUUGCGGGUGGAGUGCUUGGGACUGUCACAGCAGUUUUUGGAUACUUAUUCACCUUCAUGCAUAGCUGAAAAACAGCAAUGGCAAGCAAAUGGACUCCUCCGGAAGCUGGAUUAUUUUUGUGUGGUUUGCUGGUCAGAUCUUUGUCAUUGACAACAUAGUAUAGUUUUUUUUAAGGAAAACAUGAAAAUGUCAUUAAUUACAACGAACAUAGUCUGUUUAUUCAGCCUUAUAGCUGUAUUGUGAAUUGCCUGUUUGCAUGGAAUGAAAAGCAACGCCAAGCAAU